Molecule: messenger RNA, 5696 nt
Organism: Doryrhamphus excisus (bluestripe pipefish)
Lineage: Eukaryota; Metazoa; Chordata; Actinopteri; Syngnathiformes; Syngnathidae
Biological process (GO): cilium assembly
Cellular component (GO): ciliary transition fiber; centrosome; centriole
Molecular function (GO): protein binding
Source: RefSeq, a predicted model, not a curated record
CUUCGUCGACAGACUGUUAGGCUGCAAUUACCCGGACGACAACUACUGACGCCAGUGUUAGGGCAUGGUUGGAACCUUGCUGCGCGUGUGCAAGUUUCUGCACAUGCGCCUUGUGAUCCGAUUAACUUCAGUGACUAACAAGUCAGUUGAAGGACCAUUUCCCAUUAUAAGUGAACAUCUCGUGCUUUGUCUACAGGCAGUGAUAGUGCGAUAUGUGUUUAAACUUGAGUCUCCAAACGUCUCACAUCAGCACAAAUAGGUCGCUAAAGUUCGUCACCAGUCGCUUUUUCGAUAAAAAAAUGUCGACAGAUGGUUCUGAACACUCGCUAAAUAUAGCCACCAAGUGGCUUACAUGGCAACACAAAUGAGGAACGAUCCUAGUAUGUGACAAGUUUACGAUGACCCCCUGAAAGCCUCACGAGGCUCGGCCAAUCACAGUCCAGAUCCUACCAUCAACCGGAAACUUGGGAAGCGUCCUUAGAGCUGUGGCUAUUAGUGUAAGCUUUCGUAUGUUGCACCUCGAAAACAAACUAUGGCUACGCAGACUAGAUGACAGAAUCUGGAAAGACAAAGAACAGCCUCUUGAGUUUGAAGCAGUCUUGCAUUGCUGCCUUGUGCAUGCACUAAUCAUGGCUGCACCCAUGCUCAUUGGAAACCAGCUCAUCCUGGAGGAGGACUUUGAUGAAAACUACAUUCCCUCUGAACAAGAGAUUAGAAAGUAUGCAAAGGAGAUAGGUAUUGAUGUUGACAACGAAACGGAUCUGAUGUGGCUGGCCAAGGAGGGAAUUGUUGCUCCACUUCCGCCCGAAUGGAAGCCUUGCCAGGAUGUUACAGGCGACAUCUACUACUACAACUUUUCUUCUGGUGAGUCCACUUGGGAUCACCCCUGCGACGAACACUACCGGCGCCUGGUUGUCGAAGAACGGGAACGCAUGCAGCGCACCGCCGAGGCAUCAGGGACCAAGAAAAAGAAGAAGGACAAGAAGGAGAAAAAGGAGAAAAAUAAGAAGGACUCUGCCAAAACUGGAGGUACAAAGAGUUUAGGCUUGGGGUCGUUGCCAUCUCCCCUGGGAAGCCUGGCUCCUCUCAGUGGUCUGGAUGCUCCUGUUCUUGGCCCAAUCUUUGGGUCUGGCUCUGCGUCUGCUUCUACGUUCCCUCGCUCACUUGGAUCCGGGGGGCUGGAGCCCCUCAAAACACCUGGGCAUCUUGGGGGACUCCGCAGCAGUGCCGUUUCUAGUGUUUUAAGCAACAAGAAUGAAGAGAAGGUGUAUCUUACCAUGCCUGGCUUUGAUGACGUUGAUGAAAUCUUGGAAAAUGAGUCAAGCCAGAGGUCUUCAGAAAGGCAACUGAUGAAUCUCCAUCUGGACCUGGAUGAACUCAGAGGGGGCAUACAAUACGAGGAGAGUGAAGCCAGUGCUGCAGCUCAUGCAGAGGAAAGAACUGAGCCAGAAAUGCAGGACAUUUCUGGAGGCCACAGCCUUGAGCCACAGUCGCCACAGGACUCUUUAAGGGGCUGCCGACACCGCCUGUCCCCCCUGGCAGACCCCAUCCGCCUCAGUGACAGUGUGAGUAGCAGACCAGAUGAUUUGGAGGAGAAAGGAGAGGUGCAAGAUAACGUUGAAGAAGAAGACGAUGACUUAGACGUGAAAAGCACAGACUUGGGCACGGCGGAAGGUGGCGAUACUCACAAAGAGCAGGAAGGCGUUGAAAUGACUCUAGACAAUGAGCAACAGGAAUGUGGUGACGGUGAGGAUGAAACGAAAGGGAAAGGAGAUGGAGGAGAGGAAUACAGAGACAACCUGGGGCAUGUCCACAUUGAAAACAGUGUUGGAGAUGCAGAGAAAGUGAAUUCCCAACAAGAGAUCUUUGACAGAAAGGAAAAUGUGGACUGUGCAGAGACUGUUAUGGAAGAGGAAGAGAUGCUGGAGGAAAAGGAAGGCAAUGGUCAGGGUCAGGUUGAGGAUGGCCCGAGUGAUGGCACGGAUGAGCAUGAGAAAAGCAUAGAUGAUCAUAGUGGGCAAGAUGGAAGAGAGGAAGAGGAUGGUGCAAGUCAGGCGGAUAUCAGCCACAGGAAAAUGACAGAGGAUGAAGAGGAGAGUUGCAGUGUGGAGAGAAAAGAGUUAGUCGCUGAAUCAGAUGCAUCUCAGAGCGAGGAGGAGGAGGUUGCGGAGGUUUUGGAGAUGGAAAGCGCUAACCCUAACCGCCUUCCUGCAGAGAACUCUGAAGUCAGUGAUGAUAUUAAGGAGAGUUCGUCCUCCAUCAAUGUUAAGGUUUUGGACCUUAACGACACAUCUGGCACUGUCUGUCCCCCGGAGGACAAGGAUGAUGGAGAAGAUGUGGAGUUUAAGAUGGGAAUGUAUACAAAGUUGGAGGCUGCCAAGAGGCAUUUGCAGUCAGUGGACAAGGACAUACUUCCAGUUUCCAAAGUAGACAGACUGGUGCUCCACCAGUCCAUCCCUUCCCACACUGCCAUAGACCUUCAGAACCAACCAAAAGCAUCUCGGCUCGGCUCAGCUCUGAAUCUGCAGAGGCCGGAAACAUCUCGAGGUCGGCUCUCCCGAGCCUCCAACACUGAAGUGGCAGACUUUGAAACUUCCAGACACAAAGAUGUCAACCCGGCGGAAAAGGAAUCCCAUUUUGGAAUCUGGAAACAAGAGAAACAAGGAAAAAGGGAGAAAGAAAGUGAAAGAGAUAAGAGUCAAAACGUGAAGAACAAGGAGGAAGAUAGAGAGAGUGGCGAUGCCAGUCAGAGGGGGGAAGAGGGGGUCAAAGGGCAAUUCAUUCAAGAGAAGACGAUAUCAUUUCUUCUCCAGGAGGAAUUGUUCAGCGAGGAAAAAGAGGAGAAGGAGCGUUUGGAAAAGGAGAAGGAGAGGAGAAUAUCUCUCCUCCACGAGGAGCUGAAGAGGGAAGAGGAGGCAGAGAAGGAGCAAUUCAUUAAGGAGAAGGAGAAGAGAAAGGCUCUCCUGCUGGCUGAGCUGAGUGAGGAAGAGGUGAAGCUUAAAGAAGAGAGCAAAGAUACACUUGGGGCUCUGAGGCAGGAUCUUCUUUCCAAGAGGAAGGAAGAGGAAGCCAAAUUGAACAUGGAGUCUGACAGGAUACUGGAAGAACUCAAAGAGUCUACUCUGAAGGAACGAGAGAGGCAGCUACUUAAGCUCAGGGAGGAGAGCGAAACCAUGCUGAAAGAGUUGCGCAUUUCAGUGGAAGAAGAAAAAGCAGCAGAAGUGGAAAGGUUGGAGGCUCAGAGGAGGCUGGACAUAGAGCGUCUGAAGGCUGAGUCAGACCAGCAGAUGCAAGCCGAGAGAAAGAAAAUGGAUCACUUCAAGCCGGAGGACGUGGCCACAGAGGGAAGUUACAGAGAGCUGAUUCAUCCACGUCCUGAACAGCAGCUCUCAAAGUAUCACAGAGAGAUGACCGAUUUGCUCCUGGAAGUGCGAGAGCAAGUGCAGCGGGAGCACGAGAAGAAGCUGCUGCAGCUGAGGGAGGAGCACAGGAGAGAGAUGAACAAUAUCAAGGAGAAGCACUUGGAAGAGGAAAGUGUUCAGAGAGAGCGGCUGCGUUCCGCUCUGCAGGAAGACAGAGAGCAUCUUCAGGCCUCGCAUGACCUUCAGCUGGAGAGGCUGCGCAUGCAGCUGCACAGUGAGAUCGAGAAGGCGCAGCUGGCGCACUCGCAUAAGCAGUCAGAACUUGAGGAUUACAUCUAUCAGUUAGAGCUGAAAGCCAAACAGCUGAAGGAGGAUGAGGAAAUGAUGCAGACCAAGGCAGAAGCUCUGAAGUGGAAGAAGAAGGCUCUUGAGGAAGAAGAGGAGGAUGUAGACAAACAGACAGGGACUUUGCACAAAGUGAUCUUGGAGAGAGACCAGCUGAAGGUAGAGAUGGUGAGGAUGAGGGAGGAGCAAGGUCAAGGUCAAGAGCUGCUCGAUAAAAUGCGUGAGGAGAGGAACGCGGCCCAGCAAGAAGGGGAUAGGCUGCGGGAGGAGAGAGACAGAGGCACGGAAGAAAGCCGGAAGGCGAAGGAAGACAAGCGGCGACUGGAGAGCAAGGUGGCUCUGCUGCAGGAACAAUGCGAGCACCUCAGUCGCAGACUCAGUGAGUUGGAAGCACGUGAAGGACAGAGUCCCUCCCGACGAAAGGACAAAAACCAGAGCACGUCACCCUCCGAUGGCCAAACAGACUCAUCACGUCACGGAGACGAUCCGGAGGACCCCAUUCCCUCCACUGUACCUGACAGCCCUAGCAACAUGCCCGAAUUAUUCAGGUUCAGCUCAUCCCACGGCGCAUCCAUCCUAAAGACCAAAGCCUUCCUGGAGAAGGAGAACAGCCAACUCAAGGACAGACGUGCAACUCUACAUGCGACCAUGAGCAACUGUUCUCAGCAAGUCAAGCUGAGCCAAGCAGCAGUGAGUGAACAAAAGGAGAUGAGAAGUUUGUCAGAGCUGUCCCAGAUGGUGAUGAGUCAGAAAAAAGAACAGCAGCAUGUCGACGGAUCAACAGCUGAGGAGUCACUGCUUCAAGAUGCUUCUCUGAUGGCCAGGCAGAAGAAGGUUGCCUUUGAUGUGACAGAUUCCGACCUGAGCAGCACGGUUGACGCACCUGAUGAGACCGGAGGCACUCUGACUUUUCUGGCCAAAGUCCACCAGUUCACCGAAUCCCAGCAGCAGCUCUCAGGCCAGCUGAACACGGUUUUAGGUGCUCUGGGGUCUUUAGCCCAGAGGCAGAGCAGCACAUCCCUCCCGGCCUUCCCCAGCGCCCUGUCUCACGCUGCUGCCCCCAGGUCUUCACCCAUCCUACCGCAAGUCCCCACGCUAGGCCCCGCCUCUUUCGGCCAAGCCAACCCGCUGUGGAAGUCGUCCACCCGAGAUGGUCCCGGCUUUUCCACCUUGGCGUCCAGCUCCGCCAGGGGUGGUCUGAGACCUUGUGAGGAUGUCGCAUACCGAAGAUGGAGGGAGAUCUUUCCUGAAGCCGCAGAAUUCACCUCCAGCAGCUUGAGGGCGCAUCCGUCGUACUCAUCCUACGCUCCUGCCAACCUGCACAUGCACACGUCAGUCAAAGUGGACGGCCACAAGCUGCAGAAGCUGAUUGACAGCAACAAGCAGUGGUUGAAGAUGCAAAAGGAAGACGCCAGCAUACCGCUGUUCACUCGCUACCAGGCUUCAUCCUCCCAGAACAACCUCGUCCAGCUGGGUCUGGAUGACAACGACCAGAUCAGAGUCUACCACUACUGAGGAACACAGUGCACGCUGGAGUCCUGCUUUCUGGACUGAGCUACCUGGCCCUGGUCUCCCGGGGCAGCAUCUGGAUGCUGUGAAGAUCAGUUUCAAAUGUUUCUAUUCAGAUCUUCCAAGAAUCCUGUGCCGGACACAGGCCAUAAUCUACUGAGAUGGAAGAGAGCAUAUGAGGACAUGUGUUUGCAUGGACUACAGACUAUUAUAUAUCUUCUAUUCCAUCUUGUAUGUAAAAUGACAGCUAAUAAUGACUUCAACCCCUCCAAAAGACAAAUGUGUGCUCUCACUGAUGUUAUCUUAGACCUACUUAUUCUCUGCUUUUUUAUCCAUUUUAUAAAGGUUCUUUGUUUUGAUGUUUUUUAUUGUUGUUUAUGUGAAGUAAUUGCCCAUAUUGAGCAUCUUCGAGGUUCAUAAAAUAUAUUAAAUGGUAUGACUUUUCUAUCUAUUUUUACUAUUUGUCUUUAAAUAAAGAGA